This is a messenger RNA of Oncorhynchus nerka (sockeye salmon), 4955 nucleotides long. RefSeq names its product pleckstrin homology domain-containing family A member 7-like. The transcript has 27 exons. The record is from RefSeq and is a predicted model, not a curated record. Gene Ontology annotation, molecular function: protein binding. NCBI's taxonomy places the organism in Eukaryota, Metazoa, Chordata, Actinopteri, Salmoniformes, Salmonidae. Bases 305 to 4258 code for a protein of 1317 amino acids.
CUGGUCUCCCUCUGGUCCUCCUUAGUCCUGCUGUGUUGCUGCUCUGGGGUUGACUGGGCCCCUCUGUCCUCCCAUCCCACCCCAGAGCUGGGGGCUGUUUUGGGGAGGGUCUCAUCACAUCAGAUGUGGGCGUGCUACAGUAGCCCCACCCCCCGUGUCUCCGUCUGAGUGGGACAGCCCAGGAGAAGAAGCGGGAAGCAGUGUUUAAAUGCGUUCCUGAGACAACGUCAACAGUGGGCAGCAUCACAGCUGAGUGGAGUACAACACAGAGCAGAGAGCUGUCCUGUCCUGUCCUGCAGCUAACAUGUGGAGGGAGCCGGGCUGCUCCUCCUCUUCCUCACACACCCCUCAACCCAGGACCAGGAAGCCCUUCUACCAUGGGACUCCUAGCAGCCAUAACCAGAAGAGAACGUCGUUCCGACACCCUGUGACUGGACAGAUAUCUCCAGAAAACACUGAAUAUAUGCUCCACGACAAGACAGAGUCCCGGGGCAUGUCCAAGCCACCGCCACCGGCCAGUCAGAGGCCCCCCAGCAUGGUCAGCCAGACUUCCAAGGCUGUGACCUCAUCAACAGUGGAUGUCACCUCAGGGUCAAAGCCGCAGGGCUCUAGGAGUAGUGGCAAGGUACACAGCUUCGGCAAGAGGGACCAAGCCAUCAAGAGGAACCCCAAUAUCCCUGUGGUGGUCAGGGGAUGGCUCUACAAACAGGACAGCUCUGGAAUGAGACUGUGGAAGAGGAAGUGGUUUGUGUUGUCUGACUACUGCUUGUUUUAUUACAAAGACAGCAGAGAGGAGACGGUUUUGGGGAGCAUCCCCCUGCCCAGUUAUGUCAUCGCCCCUGUGGAGCCUGAUGACCACAUCAGCCGCAAGUAUGCCUUCAAGGCGAGCCACACAGGAAUGCGCUCCUACAUUUACAAUAAGAACUCUGUGAUUGGCUCGCAGGCAGAGCACGGUGGGAUGAGGACGUACUUCUUCAGUGCCGACACCCAGGAGGACAUGAAUGGUUGGAUCCGAGCCAUGAACCAGGCUGCUCUCAUGCAGAGUCAAGGCAUCAAGAGAGAGGCAGUCACAGAGAGACCAGAAAUGUCAGUGCAGCAGGCAGUACCACAGACCAACCACGUUAACAACAACACCAGUAAGAGCCCCUCCCAGUCGCGUUCAGGGAGCCUCCAGCGGCCCGAGAGAGAGGAGCCUCCGGAGGGGGAGAUCCGACUGAGCCAGGGGGACGAGGAGAGGUACGUGUUGGAGGCUCCUAGAAAGCUCAGCCAUCCAGCCACGGAGGUAGAGGUGGACAGGCUCUCCCCAGACACUCUCCCUGGCCCCUCACACCCCAGGAAUGGCCUGGCCCACAAAGUCCUCGCCACGCUGCCCCCUGAGCAGAAUGGGAACGUUGUGUAUAAGAGGGGCCUUGUCCCACGGACAGCCACAGAGAAGCAGGUGCAGAGGAAGACUGCUCUGGCUCAGGUGGAGCACUGGGUCAAUGUACAGAAGGGAGAUCCCAAGAGCAACACAUCUACUACUGAGUACUCCCUCCCCCUCCCUCGGCGGACCCCUCCCCUGCAGCCUAAGGCCGUGGUAGUAGAGGCCUACCAGACAUUGCCAAAGACCCCCAGACUCCCGUCUGGCGGGAGCUCCCCUUCGGCGCCCCGCAACCUGCCCAGCGACUACAAAUACGCCCACGACCGGCUCAGCCACUUCCGCAUGUCCACCGAUGAGCGCAUGGCCACCAAGGAGGGCAUGGUAUGGCAGCUGUAUGAGUGGCAGCAGCGCCAGCAGUUCCGCCACGGCAGCCCCACGGCGCCCAUCUACACCGGGCCAGACUUUCUGGACACCUCCUCCUUCAGGGUCACUGUGGAGAUGCCUCGCUCCAUCUCUGUGCCCCCUUCCCCCUGUGAAGUCCCCCCAUCUGUCCCCACCUUCAAACCACUGUCCCCCCACAGGCCACACACCCCCUCAGACAGGGUGACGGUCAGGCCGCUGGAUGAGGUGCCACCUGGGGAGUCGCCCACCGGCUCCAGUUCUCCUAGACGGGUGUUUUCUCAGCUUUCUAAGACUAGUCAGCUGGAGAGACGGUCAAUGCCAGCCAUGGGCUACAUCACACACACAGUCAGCGCACCAAGCUUGCAUGGGAAAACGCCGGAGGAGUUGACCCUGCUGCUCAUUCAGCUCAGGAGUCACCAGGCCAAGAUGGCUGGUGUCCACGGCGACGCCCUCCACCACCUACAUCACAACGGCCUCCUAGGCCCCAGCCUGCAGGCAGAUGAUACUUACAUGCAACUGAAGAAGGACCUGGAUUAUCUAGAUCUGAAGGUGGGCCCCAAGAGAAAAGAUCAUAUCAAAAGUAUUGACCCGUUGAUCGUUAUGGUACACAAUGUGUUAGAAAACACCCCUCCAGGUUUUGGGUCCAGUUGGAAUGUUACGGGCCGUGAAACUCUAAAAGACAGACCAUCGAGACCUGUUCAGAUAGCAGAGAGCGAUGUUGAUGUGAAGUUAAGCCGACUGUGUGAACAAGACAAGAUCCUUCAGGAGCUGGAAACAACAAUACGCACGCUCAAGGAAGACAAGGACAAGUUGGAGUCCGUGCUGGACGUGUCCCACCAGCAGAUGGAGCAGUACCGGGACCAGCCGGCCCACCAGGAGAAGAUAUCCUACCAGCAGAGACUACUGCAGGAGGACGUGGUGCACAUCAGAGCUGAGAUCUCUCAGGUGUCCACGGAGAUGGAGAAUGCGUGGAAUGAGUACAGCAGCCUGGAGAGAAAUGUAGACUGGUUGAGGACAGCUCUGGAGGGCCAGAUGAACCGCAGUGGUCUCUCUCAGAAGGAGAAGUCCCAGAUCAAGAGGGAGUUGUGGAGGAUUGAAGACGUAAUAGCAGGCCUCAGCUCCAGCAAAGCCAACUACCAAGUCACCAUCUCCUCUGUGACCAACCCAGAGAGAAAACUUGUGCCUUCCGUGUCGCCAUCGUCAGUGCCUUCUCUGUCUGCCAGUCCCUCCCUGGGAGAGAUAAGACUGGCCCAACAGCACAGCCCCCACCUCAGCCCCACAACCCCCACCUCCACCCAGCACACCACCGCAGCCCUCCCCAUAUCUGUGUCAAAAUGGGCAAAUGAGGGCGCCCCUCCCCGACCACCACUACCUCAGCUAUACAGUCCUGAGGACCACGCCCCCGCCGUGCCUCCGCUGCCCAGGGAAAGCAGCGUCAUCAGACACACAUCUGUACGAGGCCUCAAACGACAGUCUGACGAACGCAAGCGGGACAGGGAGAUCGGCCAAUACACCAACGAAGACAACAAGGUGGAGCUGCGCACCUUCCUGAGUGAACCUGAGCUCCUGGGAGUGGGAGGGUCUGGUCACAUGAGGAUGGGGGCCUUGGGGCAUGAUGGUGGCUACCAGACCCUGCCAAGCAGAGGGCCGGCUGGCUCCUCAUCCAGGCUAAAUCAGUCCACAAACAUCUCCUCAUAUGUUACCCUCAGAAGAGGAGCCUCAGCCGCCUCAGGCCUGAAGGAGAGACCAAAGAGUGCCUUGGAGCGUCUGUACUCUGGGGAUGUGCUGCAGCAGCAGAGCAGGGGGAGGAUGAGUGCUGAGGAGCAGCUGCAGAGGAUGAAGAGGCACCAGAAAGCUCUGGUCCGCCAGCGCAAGAGGACCCUGAGUCAAGGAGAACGCCAGGCCUCUUCAUCACGAGCCUCCUCCUCCUCAUCAUCACAGCAACGCCCCCUUUCCGCAGACCUGGGCUCAUGGAGGCGAGAGCAGGAGUUUGACCUGCAGUUGCUGGAGCGGGCGGUGCAGGGGGAGGAGACGCGGGGCGUGGUCCAGGGUGAGGAGUGUCCAGCAGAGCACAGUGAUAGACCUCGGUCCCAGUCAGAUGAGUGGCUGACCCUCCGCUCUACAGCCACGUCCACACUUACCCAGGAGGUGGAUCUGGAGACGCUGGACUAUGACCUGGACCUCAGCCGAGAGCUGGCCAAACCUCAGAAGGUGUUAAUCCCUGAGCGCUACAUAGACACAGAGCCUGAGGAACCUCUCAGCCCUCAGGAGGUGGAGGCUCGCCAUCGCAACAUGGAGCGCAUCAAGAACAUUCUGGCCAAGUCCAGUGUUCAGAUCCUGGCGGGGCCCUCUGUGGCGGUGGACCAGCCAGAGGUGGUGGGUCUGGACUCAGCCCUACUGAAGCAGGAGAGGAUCAUCACCAUGUCUUACGCCCUGGCCUCAGAGGCCUCCCUCAAGAGCAAGCAGGUCGCAGCCAAUGCGCUUUCUGGACACUGAGGUGCUGUUCCAUGAUGACAAUACAACCUGGAUUCUUGAAGAAAGAAAGACUUUGUUUGGUGCUGACAGUUACACUGUUAUACAGUAGAUGAGUGUUAGUGAACAUUUAACCUGCCCUCAGUAGCACGCAGCAGGACUUACUCGCUGAGGCAUUUUUAGGAGCUAAAAUGAAGUUACUAUUUUCUUAAGAAAAUGUAUGUCUGCCGUGAAAGCUGCUGUGCAUAUUAACUUUGGAAGUGUGUAACAGAUGUUAAUCCCAUAAUAGAAAAGGUUUUAUACAUGUUAUUGCACUUUUAGCAUUAUACUGUAUCAUAGUGAAGAACUGAAAGAGAUAUUUUCAAGGUGAGAAUAUUUUGUCUUGCAGUGUGAUCUGAAUUUGGAGGGAACUUGUAUUUUUUCAAAAAAAAGUUAAUGAGAGUAUUCACCAACUGGAAGGUUGAUAUGAACAUGAUAAGGUACUGAACAUGUGUCAUGUUGAUUGUAUUUUUGUCAAAACUCAGACGAUAUUCUUACACCAAAUCACUUGAAAUGUAAUUUGUGUUUGUAUCUAGCACUGCCAGUCUCUUAAUGGCUUGCCAAAUUGAUUUUUUUAUUUUUGCUUACAACAAUAACAUUGAACAUAAUAUUUUCUGGAUGGCUUGGGCAGGUUGCACAAUGAUAAUUAUUACAAAUGUAAAUAUUAAAGAUAUUAACAUGA